Seriola aureovittata is the source of this 1502-nucleotide messenger RNA. RefSeq names its product RNA polymerase III subunit GL b (gene polr3glb). The transcript is spliced from 8 exons. Gene Ontology annotation, biological process: transcription by RNA polymerase III. Gene Ontology annotation, cellular component: RNA polymerase III complex. The coding region runs from base 267 to 938 and encodes 223 amino acids. NCBI's taxonomy places the organism in Eukaryota, Metazoa, Chordata, Actinopteri, Carangiformes, Carangidae. The record is from RefSeq and is a predicted model, not a curated record.
AAGACGAAGAAGAAGAGGAGGAAGAAGAAGAAGAAAAGGAAGAGAAAGAAGAAGCGCGGAGGUGGAUGUAAACAAAGAUGUUGUAUUGUCUGCAGGAUGCUCCGCUGAGCAGAGAACUCAGUGUCCGUCUGAUGAGGAGAUGAACCACGUUUAUCAGCAGGAAAACACAGACUGAAGGUGACACACGGCCGGAUCCAGACUCACCUCCAACCGGUCUGAUCCAGUCUGUCCCGGUCUGAUCUGGUCUGGUCUGAGGAGCAGCAGUGAUGGCGGGUCGUGGUCGAGGUCGGAGGACGAUGAGUUUCAGUGUGGAUGCUGUCGGCAUCAGCAGAGGAGACAGUUUACCUCCAUCCAUGCAGCAGCCGACACCUGCCUUCCCUGUGAUGGAGCAGAAGCCCCUCCCCCUGGCAGUUGGGGAGGAGGCGGAGUAUCUGUUAGCUCUCAAACAGGAGUUCAGAGGAGCCAUGAAGAGUCUGCCCUGCUUCAUCCAACCAGUUGCUGCACACAGAGAUGUGGAGAGGUACUCUGAUAAGUAUCACAGCAACGAGCAGACAGACGGUCUGCUGGACUGGACUCCAGACUGGAAGAGAUUCCCCAGAGAGCUCCGAGUCCACGUCAGGAAACCUCGCAGAGACGGCGUCUCGGUGGCGGUCAGUCGCUCUGACAGAGUUCAGCCUGGUCUGAAGAAGAAACAAGUCAAAGAGAAAGAGGAAGUUCUGCUCAAUCUGGAGACUCUGGAGAAAAAGGAGGAGCAGCAGAGUUCAGAUGAAGAGGAGGGAGAAGAGAAGAAGAAACAGGAGGAAGAGGAGGCUGAGGGAGAGGAGGAGUACGAUGAGGAAGAGUUUGAGGAGGAGACGGACUACAUCAUGUCGUACUUCGAUAACGGAGAGGAGUUCGGAGGAGACAGUGACGACAACAUGGACGAGGCUAUUUACUGAGACACACACACACACACACUCCCUCUCUUUUUUAUUAUGCAGUGUUUAAUAACUGUUUACUGCAGGUGAGACCAGGUGGUCUGUGUCCACGGUCCCUGCAGACGAACCGUCCAGCAGCUGUUUGACAUUUGGUUUUAAAGACUUUUAUAGUGAAGGUGGAGUCUGUUUCCUGUGGUGGCGUUGAACCUGCACUGAUGUACCUGUGCUCUGCUGAUGAGUUUUUAACCUUUUGUACCAGAGUUUUAUUGUUCUGAACUUGUUCUGUUUGGCUGUUGGACAAAUAAACGGCAGCUACACGAGGAGUUAAACAGGUUUAUAAAGACCUGAUGUAUGAACUGAUCCAGACUGUAGAGGACUGAAGUGGCCUGCAGGUGGCGCAGCUGUGAGAGUUUAACCCACAGAAGAAAACCACAUUCAGAUCCAGGAGACAAUAAACAGACUGGUAAUUAAACACAGCAGCUGAUCAAUCAAGCAAUCGAUAAAAGAAUCUCUUAAGAUGCUGCAUUUGUGGAAGAUGUUUUCAUAUGUUGUAGAGAAUCAUUUCUAUUAAAUGUUAAAACAUGA